Molecule: messenger RNA, 787 nt
Organism: Serinus canaria (Common canary)
Lineage: Eukaryota; Metazoa; Chordata; Aves; Passeriformes; Fringillidae
Product: feather beta keratin-like
Exons: 2
Coding region: 125-430 (101 amino acids)
Cellular component (GO): intermediate filament
Molecular function (GO): structural constituent of cytoskeleton
Source: RefSeq, a predicted model, not a curated record
GCUGAGGGUGUCCGUGGGCCCAGGGCUGUGUGGGACAGUAUAAAAGGCAGAGCAAGUGAGGAUCCCUCAUCCAGCUCUCCGUCUUCUCCUCCUCGGUGACACAGGUUCUCCUCCAGCCCCAGCCAUGUCCUGCUACGACCUGUGCCGGCCCUGCGGCCCCACCCCGCUGGCCAACAGCUGCAACGAGCCCUGUGUGCGGCAGUGCCAGGACUCGCGGGUCAUCAUCGAGCCCUCGCCCGUGGUGGUCACCCUGCCCGGGCCCAUCCUCAGCUCCUUCCCCCAGAACACCGCCGUGGGAUCCUCCACCUCCGCCGCCGUGGGCAGCAUCCUCAGCGAGUCCGGGGUCCCCAUCAACUCGGGGGGCUUUGGGCUCUCGGGGCUCUCCGGCCUCGGUGGCCGCUACUGCGGCCGCAGGUGCCUGCCCUGCUAGAGCCGGGCCGCACGUCCAGCGAGUGCCUCCCCAGGCCAAGUGUCCCCUGGAGCUGCUGGCCAGCGUUUCCAGAGGCCUCGGGCUCCCUGCAGCCCUCCUGCCAUGGAGGGAGGCAAACGUGGCCACCUGAGGCUUCUGCUUGUCCUGCUUUCCUCUGCGCCUCCCCGGGCCCUGCCGUGCCCUGCUCUGCUGGCCCAGGGGCUCAGCCCCAGCCCAGCCCAGCCCCGGAGUCCUGCUGCUCCCGCUGGCCCCGUGCCCCGGCCAGCCAGACCUGUGUCCCACUGCUGGCCAGGCCUGCCUGCACACCCCUGCUUUCUUUCUGUCUUCACACUCAAUAAAGUUCACUCUGCAUUGGAA